GCUGCAGAAGGAGGUCAGGCUGGCGCAGAAAGCAGACUACUCAGCACAGCGAGCGGCCAGCCCCAUGCCCUAUGACAAGAUCUCGCCCGGGGACAAGACGCUGGCUCAGAGCGCCCAGAUGUACCACUACCAGCACCAAAAGCAGCAGAUGCUCUCCAUGGAGAAGCAUAAAGAGGAGCCCAAGGUGCCAGACUCGGCAUCAUCCGAUGAGGAGAAUGAGGAUGGAGACUUCACUGUGUACGAGUGCCCCGGGCUGGCUCCG
Messenger RNA from Antrostomus carolinensis (chuck-will's-widow), 262 nucleotides. RefSeq names its product neural proliferation, differentiation and control 1 (gene NPDC1). NCBI's taxonomy places the organism in Eukaryota, Metazoa, Chordata, Aves, Caprimulgiformes, Caprimulgidae. The transcript is spliced from 3 exons. The record is from RefSeq and is a predicted model, not a curated record. The annotation marks the transcript as partial. Gene Ontology annotation, cellular component: membrane.